Messenger RNA from Malania oleifera, 1182 nucleotides. RefSeq lists its product as uncharacterized. Lineage: Eukaryota; Viridiplantae; Streptophyta; Magnoliopsida; Santalales; Ximeniaceae. Gene Ontology annotation, molecular function: S-adenosylmethionine-dependent methyltransferase activity. The transcript is spliced from 9 exons. The coding region runs from base 202 to 945 and encodes 247 amino acids. The record is from RefSeq and is a predicted model, not a curated record.
GUGGACAGAUAAACGUGGCGGAGGGACCUCUACACAUGGCCGCCGAUGGAGCGACUAGGUUCGGACGGACGCGUAAAAUGACCGUAGUGCCCCUGCCAGCGACAUCUUCAACCUCUAGCCCCUCAGAUUGGUUAAUAACAGUGACUGCAACUCACGGCGACGGCGGGUGCCAGGAGAUUAGAAGAUAACGAGAGUUCAGAGAUGACGCCAGGGCUGACGACGGCAACGGCGGUGGCGACGCAAGCGUACGGUGAACCGUCCUACUGGGACAACCGCUACGCCAACGAAUCCGGGCCUUUCGAUUGGUACCAGAAGUAUCCCUCCUUAGCUCCGCUCCUCCGGCUCUAUGUCUCUCCCCACCACCGAGUCCUAGUCGUCGGCUGUGGGAACUCAGCCUUCAGCGAAGGGAUGGUUAAUGAUGGUUAUAAAGAUGUCGUCAACAUUGAUAUCUCCUCCGUGGUAAUUGGGGAUAUGCAGAAGAAAUACAGUGAUCGGCCAGAACUAAAAUAUUUUGAAAUGGAUGUCCGAGACAUGAAUGCUUUUCAAGCAGGGUCCUUUGAUGCCAUUGUUGAUAAAGGAACUAUGGACUCUCUCUUGUGUGGAAACAAUUCACAACAGAAUGCUGCUAAGAUGCUUCAGGAGGUUGGGAGGGUGCUCAAGGAUAAAGGAGUCUAUAUUCUGAUUACAUAUGGAGCUCCAAUUUAUCGUCUGCGUUUAUUGAGAGAAACAUGCUUGUGGACUACAAAACUUCACGUCAUAGAGAAACUUGGUUUGGAAGGAAGCUCUGAACAUCAAUGGGAGCUGACAAAUCCCGUUCCAUUGAACGACGAUGGAAGCUCAGUGGAGGCAGCUAUUGGAAGGAACCUGGAUGUCCAUUAUAUAUAUGUCUGCACAAAGGAUGUUUCCCUAAAUGAGGGGCUGAGGCAUGGAUCAUCAGUUGGGUAAUGAAGGCAAUUACUUUCAGUCCUUUCCCUCUUGCUGGGACUUUUCAGCUGUAAUUGAAAUCAAUGACAAUAGCUUUUGAAGAUCUGGAGAGAGAGAGGAGAGAGCAAUAAAAAUAUCUUUUUACACUUGGUACUCCUAUCUUGAAUGGAACUAACUUGUAAUAUAUUCAUCCAAUCUAUAGUUCCAAAUAUCAAUACCUUACAAUCAAAUCAAUUAGAUUAUGUUUGGUUUGUGGAA